This is a messenger RNA of Miscanthus lutarioriparius, 732 nucleotides long. NCBI's taxonomy places the organism in Eukaryota, Viridiplantae, Streptophyta, Magnoliopsida, Poales, Poaceae. The record is from the annotation of a GenBank genome assembly.
AUGGGUGAGCUCCUCCUCCUCCGUCCCGCAAAUGUUCUCUGGUCUCUCCGUGCAGGCGAACCUUUCCGAGUCGUCUCUCUCUCUCUCUCUCUCUCUCUCUCUCUCUCGGCGGCACAUUGUUCUGCUUGCGCAGGGCGAUACAAGCACGUGUCGGAGCUAUGGAGGAGGAAGCAGUCGGACGUGAUGCGCUUCGUGCAGCGCGUGCGCUGCUGGGAGUACAGGCAGCCGGCCAUCGUUCGCCUCACCAGGCCCACCCGCCCCGACAAGGCCCGCCGCCUCAGCUACAAGGCCAAGCAGUACAACCGUGUCCGUGUGAGGCGUGGUGGCAGGAAGAGGCCUGUGCCUAAGGGUAUUGUGUAUGGCAAGCCCAAACACCAGGGUAUCACCCAGCUCAAGUUCCAGAGGAACAAGCGGUCUGUUGCUGAGGAGAGAGAUGGACGUAAGCUUGGUGGUUUGAGGGUUCUUAACUACUACUGGGUGAAUGAGGAUAGUACCUACAAGUACUUUGAGAUCAUCCUUGUGGAUGUUGCCCACAAAGCCAUCAAAACCGACCCAAGGAUCAACUGGCUAUGCAACCCCGUGCACAAGCACCGUGAGCUCCGUGGCCUCACUUCCGCAGGCAAGAAGUUCCAUGGUCUGCGCGGCAAGGGCCACACCCACCACAAGAACAGGCCCUCCAGGAGAGCCACCUGGAAGCGCAACCAGACCCUCUCCCUCCGCCGCUACCGCUGA